Molecule: messenger RNA, 387 nt
Organism: Symbiodinium sp. CCMP2456
Lineage: Eukaryota; Dinophyceae; Suessiales; Symbiodiniaceae
Source: the annotation of a GenBank genome assembly
AUGCAGAGGUGGAUGUGGCAGAUGCCGGCACGGAGGCCAGUUACGAAGAGGUUCGGCAGGAGCAAAGCGGUGAGUCGGAGGCGGAGGCAGCGAGCGGGACCUUGGAAUCUCGGCCAGGUGAAAGCUCGUCGAGGCCCUCAAGCCCGCGGGAAGGUCCUGGAAGCUCCCCGCCAGAGUCUGACCACGAAAGCGAGCGAGAGGGCGAAGAGCGCCAAGAGACCGAGUCCGAAGAGGAGAGCGAGCCACCUCGGAAGCGCAAAGCCCCGGCGGUCGACGACCAGGCCUUGGAGCGCAGCUUCUCAGAAAGCUCGCGCAGCUUGGAAGACGACGGCGAAACGGAAGGAAGUGGGCCAGACGAGUUGUCGCAAGCUGCACCAGUUGAGGUGA